Molecule: messenger RNA, 1732 nt
Organism: Micropterus salmoides (largemouth bass)
Lineage: Eukaryota; Metazoa; Chordata; Actinopteri; Centrarchiformes; Centrarchidae
Gene: eif3eb
Product: eukaryotic translation initiation factor 3, subunit E, b
Exons: 13
Coding region: 44-1384 (446 amino acids)
Biological process (GO): translational initiation
Cellular component (GO): cytoplasm; nucleus; eukaryotic translation initiation factor 3 complex
Molecular function (GO): translation initiation factor activity
Source: RefSeq, a predicted model, not a curated record
GUCUGCGCUAUGUUUGCCAAUAAAGUUUUUGAAGCCAGCCAAGAUGGCGGACUACGACUUGACAACCAAGAUAGCACAUUUUCUGGACCGGCAUUUGGUUUUUCCUCUUUUGGAAUUUUUGUCCGUAAAAGAGAUCUACAAUGAAAAGGAGCUUCUUCAGGGGAAGCUGGACCUCCUCAGUGAGACAAACAUGGUGGAUUUCGCCAUGGAUGUGUACAAAAACCUGUACGCGGACAAAGAAAUCCCACACUCUCUGAGGGAGAAGAGGAGUACUGUCGUGGCCCAACUAAAGCAGCUCCAGUCAGAGACGGAGCCAAUUGUCAAGAUGUUUGAAGACCCAGAGACCACCCGACAGAUGCAGUCCACAAGAGAUGGGAGGAUGCUCUUCGACUAUCUUUCAGAGAAACACAAUUUUCGUCAAGAAUACCUGGACACUCUGUAUAGGUACGCCAAAUUCCAGUACGAGUGUGGUAACUACUCUGGGGCUGCAGAGUACCUCUACUUCUUCCGUGUCCUGGUUCCUGCAACAGACAGGAAUGCCUUGAGCUCUCUGUGGGGGAAACUGGCCUCUGAGAUCCUCAUGCAGAACUGGGAAGCAGCCAUGGAGGAUCUCACUCGACUCAGGGAGACCAUUGAUAACAAUUCUGUAAGCUCUCCUCUCCAGUCGCUCCAGCAGAGGACCUGGCUCAUCCACUGGUCCCUCUUUGUGUUCUUCAACCACCCUAAGGGCAGAGACAACAUCAUAGAGCUCUUCCUCUAUCAGCCCCAGUACCUGAACGCCAUCCAGACAAUGUGCCCACACAUUCUGCGGUACCUUACAACGGCAGUCAUCACCAACAAAGAUGUGCGAAAGCGCAGGCAAGUGCUCAAGGACUUGGUGAAAGUCAUUCAACAGGAGUCGUACACAUACAAGGACCCAAUUACAGAGUUUGUGGAGUGUCUCUAUGUGAACUUCGACUUUGACAGCGCCCAGAAGAAGCUGAGGGAAUGUGAGUCGGUUCUUGUCAACGACUUCUUCCUGGUCGCUUGCCUCGAGGAUUUCAUCGAGAAUGCCCGUCUCUUCAUCUUUGAGACUUUUUGUCGGAUCCAUCAGUGUAUCAGCAUCAGCAUGCUGGCAGACAAGCUCAACAUGACGCCCGAGGAGGCGGAGAGGUGGAUCGUCAACCUCAUCCGUAAUGCCAGGCUUGAUGCCAAGCUUGACUCCAAACUGGGUCAUGUGGUGAUGGGAAACAACGCAGUGUCGCCGUACCAGCAGGUGAUCGAGAAGACCAAGAGCCUGUCCUUUCGUAGCCAGAUGUUGGCAAUGAACAUUGAGAAGAAGGUGGCCCACAGCAACAGGAAUGAGACACCAAACUGGGCUGCUCAAGACACCGGCUUCUAUUAAAAUGGAAAUCAGUAUCAAGAGGAUGCGGAUGGUUCUUGUGGAUAUUAUUAAAGCUUUUUAAUGUAUUUAUGAAUUCAUCAGUUACCCACUAUUGUCAUUUAACUUAACUUAACUUAACAGCUGCGAUACAAAAUAUCCAGCAGGAGGCAGCGAGGCUUGAAGAGGUUCUUUUCACAUAUUAUUUAUAUUAAGUGGGUCCUUUUCUCUUUAACAUAACUUACUUGAAAUCUAGUAUUACUUUGUAUUAGUUUGAUUUUGAGGUGAAGUGGUCAUGUUUCAAUUAUUCACCCAAAGUUUGGAGGUAAAGAUUGAACUAAAAAUGUAAUAAAUUAACAUUAAACAUUUAUC